Messenger RNA from Pogoniulus pusillus (Red-fronted tinkerbird), 3925 nucleotides. It is a transcript of the gene ONECUT1, whose product is annotated as one cut homeobox 1. Gene Ontology annotation, biological process: regulation of transcription by RNA polymerase II. The transcript has 2 exons. Gene Ontology annotation, molecular function: RNA polymerase II cis-regulatory region sequence-specific DNA binding; DNA-binding transcription factor activity, RNA polymerase II-specific. The coding region runs from base 379 to 1752 and encodes 457 amino acids. Gene Ontology annotation, cellular component: nucleus. Lineage: Eukaryota; Metazoa; Chordata; Aves; Piciformes; Lybiidae. The record is from RefSeq and is a predicted model, not a curated record.
AGCAGCGGAGCCGUGUCCAAACGGCGGAGUGCAGAGAGAGCCAUGGCUAGAGAUGGCGAGGGACGCGGCCAGACACCCGCCGCGGCUGCGGAGCCCGGCCUGAGGGAGCGGGGGCCCUAGGACCGACCCGACGGGGGAAAAAAAACAAACCCAAAAAAAACCAACAAACAAAUAAAUUACAAAAAAAGGAAAAAAAAGAAAAAAAAAGGAAAAAAAAAUAAAGCAAGCAAAGCCACCAGCCCAGCAGCAGCAGCACCGCCACCAGCUCGCCGGCCGCCGACCCGCGGGAGGAACCGGCCCGCGGCAGCAGCGAAGAGCUCCGGGACGCCCCGCCGCCCACCAGAUAGAUGUGCGGUCCAGCCACCCGCACGGUCGACGAUGAACGCGCAGCUGGCGAUGGAAAACAUCGGCGAUCUGCACGGGGUGAGCCAUGAGCCGGUGCCUGCCGCCGCUGACCUGAUGAGCGGCAGCCCCCAUCACCGGAGCGCAGUGGCUCACCGCGGCAGCCACCUGCCAGCCCACCCGCGCUCCAUGGGCAUGGCAUCCAUCCUCGACGGCGGCGACUACCACCACCACCACCGGCCGCCCGACCACGCGCUGACGGGCCCCCUGCACCCCACCAUGACCAUGGCCUGCGAGACACCCCCCGGCAUGAGCAUGAGCAGCACCUACACCACAUUAACCCCUCUGCAGCCUCUACCUCCCAUCUCGACGGUCUCGGACAAGUUCCCUCACCACCACCACCACCAUCACCAUCACCACCACCCCCACCAGCGGAUACCAGGAAACGUGAGCGGCAGCUUCACGCUUAUGCGGGAUGAAAGGGGUCUGGCGUCUAUGAACAACCUCUACACCCCCUACCACAAGGAUGUUACCGGCAUGGGGCAAAGCCUCUCUCCAUUAUCUGGAUCAGGCCUGGGGAGCAUCCACAACUCCCAGCAAGGGCUGCCCCAUUACGCUCACCCCAGUGCCACCAUGCCCGCCGAGAAAAUGCUCACCCCAAAUGGAUUUGAAGCUCACCAUCCUGCCAUGUUAGCCAGGCAUGGCGAUCAACACCUCACUCCCACAUCCGCUGGUAUGGUGCCUAUCAACGGGAUCCCACACCACCCUCAUGCCCACUUGAAUGCCCAGAGCCACGGGCAGAUCCUAGGCUCUGCCAGGGAGCAAAACCCUUCUGUAACUGGUUCGCAGGUCAACAGUGGAAGUAAUUCAGGGCAAAUGGAAGAAAUCAAUACCAAAGAAGUAGCUCAGAGGAUCACCACCGAGCUCAAGCGAUACAGCAUCCCCCAGGCUAUCUUCGCCCAGAGGGUGCUGUGCCGCUCUCAAGGAACUCUCUCAGACCUACUGAGGAACCCCAAGCCCUGGAGCAAGCUCAAAUCCGGCCGGGAGACCUUCCGCAGGAUGUGGAAGUGGCUCCAGGAGCCGGAGUUUCAGCGGAUGUCUGCUCUGCGGCUGGCAGCGUGCAAGAGGAAAGAACAAGAGCAUGGGAAGGAUAGAGGGAAUACACCCAAAAAGCCUCGGUUGGUCUUCACAGAUGUCCAGCGUCGAACUCUACAUGCAAUAUUCAAGGAAAAUAAGCGUCCAUCCAAAGAGUUACAAAUCACCAUUUCCCAGCAGCUCGGGUUGGAGCUGAGCACCGUCAGCAACUUUUUCAUGAAUGCACGGAGGAGGAGUCUGGAUAAGUGGCAAGACGAGGGCAGCUCCAAUUCAGGCAACUCAUCUUCUUCAUCAAGCACUUGUACCAAAGCAUGAAGGAAUAACCACAAACUAAACCUCGGUGGAAAAGCUUUAAAAAAAAAAAAAAAAAAAAAAAAAAAAGACAGACAGACCAGGACCUCAACACAGCAGGUUUAUACUUAGAACUAUUUGAAAAAAAAGGAAAAAAGAAAAAAAAAAGAAAAAAAAAAGUUAUUUAUAAGUCCAAAGAAACCAAAGACUUAUUUCACCUGCAUUAUAACUUUGUUCUAAGACACACACUUUAGUAGGGCGACAACUUGCAAAAAGGAAAGGAGAAGAAAGCAAACCAGAGGGAACGAAACGGAAUGCAAAGAGAAGAGAAACAGACCACUGGUCAAACACCUUCACCCAUGAUCAUCUUCACCGUACUUGGCUGUCUAGUGGUUUGGAGCAUAGUGAUUUCUUGUCAUUGAAUGGACAUCUCCUCAGAUACGGCUCUUCAUUUCCACAGCAAUUGCCAUGAAGGUGCAUUGUGUACACGCCAGUGGUUAGGGACUUAGUCAGGGCUGGUCUUCAGAGAGCGUCGUGCCGCGGCACGACCGCCAAAGCGUGGAGUCGUCUGAAUUCAUUUGAACGGUAGUGUGAGUUUUGCUGUUUCAUGGUUUGAACUUAACCGGUGCGACGCCUGGAAACAAGUUCAAAAUAGGCAAAGAAAUUUUGAAUGGUACCUAAACCAGUGCAUUCUCUUUGUUUGUUAAGGAAUGUUCAGAUUUAAAAAAAAAGGAAAACUAUUCCAUCCAUUUAAAAAAAAAAAAAAAAAAUCGACUAGCUACCAAAGAACACAUUUAAUAAUUAUAUUGCAGGUAUUUUAUUGCAAUGAUUUUAAUAUUCCAAAGCUAUUUUUACACAAAAUACUAUGUAGAGUUAUAGGUAUAAACUAAUCUAACUGUAUAACACAUAAAACUUGUAAUCAAGACUGUUAUUCGCAAUUAGUAGAACCACCUUAUUGUUUCUUUCCGCGAUUGGCAAGAAAGAAUGUCAUCUGGGGAGACCACGGCCCGUCAGCGCACAGGUACUGCUGCUGGGAUGCUGCUUCCACUGAAGUCAGUGAGCCUUUUUGUCGCUGACUUCAAGGGGAGCCGUGCGCGGGAUUGUGCGGUAGCGACCCCGUGUGCGUCCCCUCGUUACACUGCCGGGCGCUGAAGCGCGCUGUGCGCUGCGUGUAGAUGCAGCUCAGCUCUGCCAUCUAGCCUGCAAACAGGGGACCUCAGGCGUUUCGUAUGCAAAGUCGGAAGGAGCUGCGAAACGUAAAACCACAGGGCUCAGCAUCUGAUCAAUACUUAUUGACAUUGGUGAGCUUUUUUUUACCUAUUGACUUGACUAGGCAAAGGAAUAGCAAUAGCUUUGAAGGCUUGUGGUCUUUUCCUAUUGAAAGCAGUGGUACAACAGCAGUUAACGUCGGUGGGAAGAGCUCCAAGAGGAGCUCUGGUAGUGUUUCUGGAAGGCCAAAUUGCAUUGCCUCUGAGAUCUGCAGCAAAAUUCCCAUGGCACCGUUACAGCCCGAUGUUUUGUGGCAUUUUAUCUGUGUGUAGCAGGCUCAGCUUUUGUCCCGUGCAUUCUUUCUUGCUGAUCUACUAAUCAGGAUAAUGCAUGAACUGGCUUAAAGUUUGUAACUAAAAAGCUUUAAAUGCUCUGUUGCUAACAGACCCAUAGAAGAGAAAUCAUCCCAUUCCUACUCAGAUAAAAUUAAACAGACAAAGUGUGCAACAUCUGCAUAUUAAAUUUUAGCAUAAGGGGAAAAUAGACUUUAAAACCAAUACGUGUGCCUGUUAGAUUUCUAACUGGUGUUUCAAAUUGCUGUAGUAAUUCUGCUAAGUACAUUAAAUUCCAGAGCAACCAAAUAUGCAGGUAUAGGGCCAACGCAAGGAUUAAACCCAGAUAAUCUUUCUUACACCUUUUUUUUUUUUUUUUUAAGGAAAAAAAAAGAGGAAAAGGGAAAAAAAAAGACAAAAAAAAAUUCAAGGUAAACUAGAAUCCAACCACCACCAUUAACAAUAAUCAAUACUGGCUUCUGGGACAAAGCCCACUGAAAAUACUAGCCACACCAAAGUUAAGCAACUGUGUAGCACCAGUUAUUUCCCAAGAGGACAGGGUCUAGUCAAGGUUCAGGGUACACAGUUACUUUCCAGUAAGUGUUUAGACUACAGUUGAAAUACCUAUUUACUAAAAUAAAGUGAAAUAAACCCAA